AACAAAAGGUGAACACUUUCCUGGGACUGUGUAAGACACACCAGUGAUUUGGGAAGAGAUACGAAGCGUAAGAAGCUUAACCAUCGGUGACGCUUCGGAUGCCGCCGGCACACCGGUGACUACCCUGUCAACAUUGGGAAUCUAAGACCCAAUUUCACAUUCAAAAGGGUCACUUUGUUUAUACCGUCUUCCAUUAAGUGGGAGCUUCAGAACUGUUCAAAGUUCAGAUCUUUAUCCAUGUUUUGUCUUCAAUUGCAGGAAUAAUUAGUAUGAAUAAUUAAGAUGCAGGGUACUGAGAAGUUAAAUGGCAUAGGAUCUACAAAAUCCAGUAACUCAGAGGAACAUGCUGAGUCAAAGGUAGAUUCAUUGAGAUACAGAACAAAUAUAACAAAAUGCCGAGGGAAGAAACAAAAACUGAAAUCAAAAUCUCAUAAACUCAGCGGUUGCUUAAGUGCAUCAGGGAGGACAGUUACCAAUUCUUCCAUCAAGAGACAAGUAAAGGAUUCUUCUAAUAAAAAGAUUAUUAGACAAAGUCUACAUAAAACUGAUGGCAAAUCUUCACGGAUGCUGUCUUCAACAAUGAUACAAGGAGGAAAAUCUUCUCUUGGUUCUAGAAAGGAGGGCAAAGAUGUUGAUGGGGAGGUAAUGGUUCAAAAAGUUAAAAGAAAGAGAAAGAAGAAAAGGAGACAGGAUGAUGUUGAUCUUGAUGAUGCUUCACGCUUACUGAGAAGAACAAGGUACCUCUUAAUCAAAAUGAAGCUAGAGCAGAAUCUUAUUGAUGCUUACUCUGGAGAAGGUUGGAAAGGUCAAAGUCGAGAGAAGAUUAGGCCAGAAAAGGAGCUACAAAGAGCCAAGAAGCAGAUUUUGAAUUGUAAACUUAGUAUUCGGGAUGCCAUUCGCCAGUUAGAUUCUCUUAGCUCAUUGGGCAGCAUUGAAGAUUCUGUCAUUGAUCCAGAUGGAUCUGUUUAUCAUGAACAUAUAUUCUGUGCAAAUUGCAAGUUGCGUGAAGCUUUCCCAGAUAAUGAUAUAAUACUCUGUGAUGGCACAUGCAAUCGUGCUUUUCACCAACGGUGUCUCAACCCUCCUUUGGAUACUGAAAAUAUUCCUCCUGGAGACCAAGGCUGGUUCUGCAAUUUUUGUGAAUGUAAGAUAGAAAUAUUGGAGGCAACAAAUGCCCAUCUUGGGACUCAAAUCUCCUUGGACAGUACUUGGCAGGAUGUAUUCAAGGAGGAGGCUGCUAUACCCGAUGGUGAUAAUGCAUUACUGAAUCCAGAAGAAGAAUGGCCAUCAGAUGAUCCUGAAGACGAUGAUUAUUAUCCAGAGAGGAAAGAAGACAACCACAGCAUCAAAGCAGAAGGAACUGAUGAUAAUGCAUCCAAUGAUUUAAGCAGUUCUUCCAGUCUAGGGUCUUUGAAUGGUGAAUGUUCUCCAGUAGAUGAAGGCACGGGUCUUGAAUAUUAUUCUGUUAAUUGCUGCAUAGAUUCUGAUGAUUCUGGGGAAAUAGCAUGUGGCCGUAGGCAGCGUAAAUCUGUUGACUACAAGAAACUAUAUGAUGAAAUGUUUGGGAAGGAUGCUCCUCCAUGUGAACUAGUGAGUGAAGAUGAAGACUGGGGUACUGGCAAAAGAAAGCGAAGAGAAAAAGAGUCUGAUGCUGUUAAUACUCUCAUGACUAUGCAUGAAAGUGAGAACAAAAAUCCCAAUAAUGAGAAUAGUGAUGGAAUAAGAGAGGGUUCUUCAGGCAAACCAAUAAGAAGGUCUUGUUUCAGGAUUCCACAUGAUGCACUUGAGAAGCUUCGCCAAGUUUUUGCGGAGAAUGAGCUUCCUCCAAGAUCUGUCAAAGAAGGUCUUUCGAAAGAGUUGGGAAUUGAUGCUGCGAAGGUUAGCAAAUGGUUCAAAAAUGCACGCUACUUCGCACUUAAAGCAAGAAAAUAUCAAGCAGGAGGAGAGCAACUUCAGAGUUUCACUUCUAAGACUCCAAAGGAUUCUAGAUCGCAGAAUGUGGAUAAAGAUGAGCUUUUGAAAUCAAUGGCCUCCAAAAUUACUGUGACUCAAUACCAGAAGAAUGGUAAAAAUGUCACUGGCAGAGAGAAAAUAAAAUCAUGUAGCAGUCCUUUGAAGAAAAGACGACUACAAAUACCUCCACCCUUAAGAGAAAACGGCAACAAGGGUUCCAUGGAGGUCAAUGAUGAUGUUAGUUUAAAGAAACUGUUGAAAGAAAAGAAAACAAGGGUCAAUUUUAUAUCUGAAGGAGACUCUCAGGCAGCAGAAUUGGAAUUCGAAAGGAUCAGCAAACUGAAGGCUAAACUAGAUAGUAUGAAGCAAAAAUUAACUGAAGUUCAAAAUCUCAGGGCAAGUGGUUCAGAUAAACUCUGUUCAAAUGAGCCAUCUGUUAUAUAUGUACCUAUAGCUGAGUUAAGGGAAAAAGUGGAAUAAUAAUUAUACACACACAUAUAUAUAUAUAUAUAUAUACUCUGUUCAAAUGA
Lotus japonicus is the source of this 2483-nucleotide messenger RNA. RefSeq names its product pathogenesis-related homeodomain protein. The record is from RefSeq and is a predicted model, not a curated record. Gene Ontology annotation, molecular function: DNA binding; chromatin binding. Bases 283 to 2433 code for a protein of 716 amino acids. The transcript is spliced from 11 exons. Lineage: Eukaryota; Viridiplantae; Streptophyta; Magnoliopsida; Fabales; Fabaceae. Gene Ontology annotation, biological process: chromatin organization; regulation of DNA-templated transcription. Gene Ontology annotation, cellular component: nucleus.